Molecule: messenger RNA, 2407 nt
Organism: Hypomesus transpacificus
Lineage: Eukaryota; Metazoa; Chordata; Actinopteri; Osmeriformes; Osmeridae
Gene: pgap6
Product: post-glycosylphosphatidylinositol attachment to proteins 6
Exons: 13
Coding region: 95-2335 (746 amino acids)
Cellular component (GO): plasma membrane
Source: RefSeq, a predicted model, not a curated record
GUAGCCAGUUAGACUAGUUAGGUAGCGUGGUUAACUUGGACAACGAAAAUGUGAUGGUUUGGAAGAAAACAAAAGCGUUGAAUGACGAGACAAAAUGGAGGUACAUAUUCUACGUGGUCUGCUUAUUUUCAUCCAGGCAGCUGCCGUUAUCAGUGACGAACUCGGAAGUGAGCUGACGUUUGUGUCCGAGUUGUCUUCAAAGCCGUCCCAGAAGCUGUCCCGGUACGGUUGGUAUGGUAACGUCCGCCUGCACCAGUUCCAGGUCCCACCGGAUGUGGCGGUCGCUCGCUGGCUUUUCUCCGUGACCAAGGGCAGUGGCUUCCACUGUGGACAGCACAACGUCACUGUGUACAUCAGCUGGGGUUCUCCUCCAGUGAUAGAUCCGUUGUCUUCUGCAUUCCCCAACAACACUGUGUGGACCCCCGCGCUGUCCAUGAUCCUCCCUGUGACCAUACACACCUCAACGACCUUUAACCUCUCCAACCCUGCUCCUGGAGACUGGUACUUGGCGGCACACCUGCCUAGAGAUGACGGACGUAUAGAGCAGAAGGGUUUUCCUUCCUGCUCGUACUACUUCCAGCCCCAGCUGUCAAUCAGGAGAGCUGUGGACACGCCCACACUGGUGCAGGCCACGCCCCUUACCCAGACUGCCUCUAUAGCCAGACCAGCCCUGCUCAAGGUUUUUGUUCCAGAGUUUGUCUCCUCUCUCACGGUGUCAGUGACUGGCUGCACGUUGGGGGCGGGGCUAGAGGCUUGUUCACUAGUACUGAAGCUAGGCUCGUCCUCCUUAAGGGAGGGGCUUGUGAGUGUGAACUGCUCAGCCAUUGGCUGCUCUGCUACUCUGACCACGCCCCCAUGGAAUGCCUGGGUCAGAGUUGUUGUGGAGAGUGUCGUUGACAACCAUACUGCUACCUUCAGCAUCAUGGCUAACAGCACAGUGGUGUGUAAACCCAGCAACGAAGGUCUCAAGGGAGACGAUGACAUCAUCAAGCUCCGUGGCAGAAGCAGCUUGCCAUUUCAAGGCAACAUGUCUGUUGUUUCCGAGGUGUGUGUCCAUGGCAACGUGUCGUCAGGGUGUGUGUGGUACGUCCCGGUGCUAAGGGAGGAGCUAGAUGUCUUGUCUCUCCAGUUCACUCCUGUAAACGGCCCCGCCGUCAACGUCACACACACACACCACACCCUGCUCCGUUACCCGCUCAACACACACUCCAGCGGGGGCAUCCUCAACCUGCUGCUGACCCUCAACACCACUAACAUGACAAGUGGCAGUGUGGAGGCCUGCUUCUCCCCCAGGAGCCCCAGACUGAACACCAAUCUCUCCCAGCACUGCCACACAGGAUUGUAUGCAGGACACACUCUCAGGGUGAAGCUCACAGCUCAGAAGGCGGUCGUUAGAAUCCCCUUUCCCAUGUCUGCUACCUGGUACCUCUCUCUGCUGCUAACCUGCAACAGCAGCGACUGUGGUGGAGUGCCGGUGGUUGCCGUGGUACCAGACGUGCACGUAAGCUCAUGUGUGGAAGACUGUGGAACACUGGGAGAAUGUCGCCUCCUCCGCUCCAGCAGCUUCCUGUACGCUGCCUGUUCCUGCAAGGCUGGGUGGAGUGGGUGGGGCUGCACUGACGGCUCGUCGGCACUGUCCUACAGUCGCCAGGUAACGGCCGUUCUUCUGCUCACGCUCAGUAACCUCCUCUUCAUCCCUGCCAUCGUGGUUGCUAUGCAACGCUGCUACUUCACUGAGGCUGCUGUAUACCUCUUCACAAUGUUUUUUUCCACGUUCUACCAUGCGUGUGACCAGCCUGGUGUUGCGGUUCUGUGCAUCAUGGACUACGACGCGCUACAGUUCUGUGACUUCCUGGGUUCCGUGUGUUCCAUCUGGGUCACCAUCCUUUGCAUGGCCCGCCUCCCAGACACUCUCAAAUAUACUGUGUUCAUGUUAGGUGCGAUGCUGAUAGCCAUGUCGCUGCAGCUGGACAGGAGAGGUCUGUGGAACAUGCUGGGACCCGUGCUGUGUGCUGCUCUGGCCAUGCUGUCCACUUGGGUGUACCGGGGGGUGAGCAGGCGACAGUGUUACCCCCCCUUGUGGCGUCGCUGGGUAUGUUUCCUGCUGCCUGGUCUGGGCAGUGCCCUGGUGGGGGUGUGUCUCUACGUGUUCGCUGAGACGGAGGACAACUACCUGUACAUACACUCCCUGUGGCACGUGCUGGUGGCCGUCAGUGUGGUGUUCCUGCUGCCCCCUCGACACACACACACACACCCCUGGGGGUCCUGGUGGCCACGCGUCUGUGGAUACACACUCUGCCAGGGCACUAAGGACGAGCUGUACACUGUCACUUAGAACACACACACCUCACACACUACACACCUCACACACUACACACCUCACACACUACACACCUCACACACUACA